AUGGCGGACGCGGUGUGCCCGCCCCCGAUCAGCAAUGGGAUGCUGUCGACCUUCACGCUCGAGAUGGACGACGAGAGCGCGGCCGGUGCGGGCCCGUUCCGCCACUCGCUCAACGACGUGACCGCCGCGCGGCUGCGGCGCUACCACCAGCAGAGCGACCGGAGGCUGCACGCCACGCUGCAGCUCUUCCGGGAGCGCACGGAGCGCGAGCGCCGGUCGCGCCUGCGCCUCAGUCGCUCGCCGCUGAGCGUGGCGGCCCCGGAGCUGCCCCGGAUGGCCGCUCCCGGCCGCAUGGCCGCCGUGGAGGCGCGCCAGUGGAAGCUGCUGCGCGAGAGCAGCGACAUCCGCGUCUACCGCCUCAAGGCGCGGCAGGAACGCACCUCCACCGUGCAGGCAAUCGGCACCGUGCACGGCUCGCUGGGGGACGUCAUGAACGGGCUCUACGCGGACUCGACGCGCACCGCCAGGGUGCUGCAGAUGCUGCUGAGCUCGCGCUCGCUGGACGCGCGCGUGCUGCAAGUGGACAAGAGCAGCACGGAGGCCAAGCCCUUCCAGUUCUCGGGCAUCGUGUGGACGGCGCUCAAGCUGCCGGGCCUGGGCUUCUGCAGACACAGGGACUUUUUGUGCUUCAAGAAGAUGGAUCUGUUCAAGGACGAGCUGGGAGAGGAUAUGGGCUACGUGGUGCUGCACUCCAUUGACCCCCUGGCAGACGAGAUCUCCCCGCAGGUCUCGAGCUUUGAUACCUACGCGGCGACAGGAGCCACGUGGCCGCCGCUUAAUCAGGGACACCAGAACCGCACGCGCAGCGCCAGCUCGGCUGGAUUCGGCUCGGGGAACUUUGUGCGUGGGUUUAUCUCGCUGGCGAUUGUGUUCAAGAGUGUAGGCGAAGAUCGCGUGGCCAUGUUCGCCCACGGCCAGUUCAACCCCAGUGGCCGCUUGCCGCCGCUGCUUGGAGAUAGCUGCAUCGCUGAGUGGCUGACGUCCAUCGCGAACACGGUGCAGAGCGGCCAGGCCAAGAACUUGUCGCUGCUCUUGGUUGGGCAGAGGCAAACAGGUGCAGGUGUAGACCACUCGGGCUCUAGACAGCGCUGUGGGGUGUGUGCGCGGUCGCUGUUCUUCUGGGAUACCCCGCGGAACUGCCGUGGCUGCUGGAAGCCGUGCUGUCGUACGUGCCGCGUGACCAAGCCGAUCUUCUGCGCUCACUACCAUUCCAGUAAUGCUGCAGCGGGUCAGACGUCGGGCCCAUGCACCGAGACGUUCUGUCUCGCUUGUGUAUGUGCAGUGAUCCCCUCCGGCGCUACCAUCAACGCUCGACUGAUCAAGCGCUUGGCCAAGAAACGCAAACGUGCGCCGACCUUCUUCCGACCCACAAUGACCGCGUCAUCGAUCACGGACGGCUCACUUCCUCAGCACCAGCAACAGCAGGCGACAGUCUCUGAGCGCGCGGAACGACUGCUUGCAGCUGCUGAGAUGUCCUCCAUUUCCGUGUUGUCAUCGCUGGAGUCGGAGAAGCAUCAGCAACACCGAUUGAGCCUGAACGCUCGGCCGAAGAAGCGGGCGUUCUUGCAGUCACAACCGGAGAUCACCGGCCAGGAGGUUGAAGAUGGUGAGGUCGAGGACGCCGCGAGCACAAUGCUGGAGGUGCUGGAGCACUACCAGAUUCGUCGCGGGGGUACCGGGUCCGUCAUUUCGGGGGUAUCGUCGUCGAACGCGGGGACUUCGCUGCGAUCGUUCACGUCCGCGGACUUGGCGACUUCAUCGAGCCUCCUUCUCGGGCGAUACCCCUCUGGAAACAGUCUGCUCACGCACAACAACCAGAGCUUCCUCCAACGACCUAGUGUUCCUACGACGACGCGACAGUGCCAAACGCCGAUGGAGCGUCGUGGAUCAAGAGCUUUCCAGAACCAGAGCAGCUUCUGGCUGCCGAACCAGUCGGUCUUGGUGAAGAAGACGCAAGAAUCAUCGCCCCCGCUUGACGACGAAUACUACCAGCGUUUGCUGCAGAACUAUCUGCUUCACACCAACAGCAGUCGCAGCAUGGUGAGCGCGCUAUCGUUCAGCAGCUAUGGUGCCAAGUCGGCGGUGCCCCAGCCGCCACACUCGCAGGAAUCCAACGUCCUCUCGGAACCGCAAUCGGAGCCUCCCAGUGAUACUCGAGCUAUGUCAAGCUGCUCGCCUACCAAUGGGUCCAUGUCGCUUCCACCGGAGGCGGUCAUCUAUCGCCGGUUCAAAUGA
Messenger RNA from Phytophthora sojae, 2235 nucleotides. RefSeq lists its product as hypothetical. The transcript has a single exon. The record is from RefSeq and is a predicted model, not a curated record. The coding region runs from base 1 to 2235 and encodes 744 amino acids. Lineage: Eukaryota; Oomycota; Peronosporomycetes; Peronosporales; Peronosporaceae.